AUGCAAUACUGUGUGUAUAUCGAGAGUCGGAGACCAAACACACCGUAUUUCAUCUGUAGCAUUCAAGACUUCAAACUGGUCCACAACUCCCAGGCCUGUUGCAGAUCUCCAACUCCUGCUUUGUGUGACCCCCCAGCAUGCUCUCUGCCGGUGGCGUCACAGCCACCACAGCAUCUUUCUGAAGCCGGGAGAGGGCCUGUAGGGAGUAAGAGGGACCACCUACUCAUGAACGUCAAAUGGUACUACCGUCAGUCUGAAGUUCCAGAUUCUGUGUAUCAGCAUUUGGUUCAGGAUCGACACAAUGAAAAUGACUCUGGAAGAGAACUUGUUAUUACAGACCCAGUUAUCAAGAACCGAGAGCUCUUCAUUUCUGAUUAUGUAGACACCUACCAUGCUGCUGCCCUCAGAGGGAAGUGUAACAUCUCCCAUUUUUCUGACAUAUUUGCUGCUAGAGAGUUUAAAGCCCGAGUGGAUUCAUUUUUCUACAUAUUAGGCUAUAACCCUGAGACAAGGCGGCUGAACAGUACCCAGGGGGAAAUUCGUGUGGGUCCUAGCCAUCAGGCCAAGCUUCCCGAUUUGCAGCCAUUCCCUUCUCCAGAUGGUGACACUGUGACCCAACAUGAGGAGCUGGUCUGGAUGCCUGGAGUUAAUGACUGUGACCUCCUCAUGUACUUGAGGGCAGCAAGGAGCAUGGCGGCGUUUGCAGGCAUGUGUGACGGAGGCUCCACCGAGGAUGGCUGUGUUGCUGCGUCUCGGGAUGACACCACUCUCAAUGCACUGAACACACUACACGAAAGCGGAUAUGAUGCCGGCAAAGCCCUGCAGCGCCUGGUCAAGAAGCCCGUGCCUAAGCUGAUCGAAAAGUGCUGGACCGAGGAUGAAGUGAAACGCUUCGUUAAGGGGCUCAGGCAGUACGGCAAGAACUUCUUCAGAAUCAGAAAGGAGCUGCUUCCCAAUAAGGAAACAGGGGAACUGAUCACCUUCUAUUACUACUGGAAGAAAACCCCAGAGGCAGCCAGCUCCCGGGCCCAUCGCAGGCACCGCAGGCAGGCUGUGUUCAGGAGGAUUAAGACCCGCACUGCGUCCACACCCGUCAACACACCUUCCAGACCCCCCUCCAGUGAAUUCUUGGACCUGAGCUCGGCCAGUGAGGACGACUUUGACAGUGAGGCCAGCGACCAGGAGCUGAAGGGCUACCCCUGCCGCCAUUGCUUCAGCACCACCUCCAAAGAUUGGCACCACGGGGGCCGGGAGAACAUCCUGCUCUGCACAGACUGCCGCAUCCACUUCAAGAAAUACGGCGAGCUCCCGCCCAUCGAGAAGCCCGUGGACCCCCCGCCCUUUAUGUUCAAACCCGUCAAAGAGGAAGACGAUGGGCUCAGCGGGAAACAUAGCAUGAGGACGCGGCGGAGUCGAGGCUCGGUGAGUCCCGGGACAUUGCGCAGUGGUCGAAAGAAGCAGCCAGCCAGCCCUGAUGGUCGCACCUCGCCCAAUGAAGACAUCCGCUCCAGUGGCCGGAACUCCCCCAGCGCUGCCAGCACCUCCAGCAAUGACAGUAAAGCAGAGACUGUGAAGAAGCUGGCCAAGAAGGUGAAGGAGGGAGUCUCGUCGCCUCUGAAGAGCACCAAGCGCCAGCGGGAGAAGGUGGCCUCGGACACAGAGGAGGCCGACAGGACCAGCUCCAAGAAGACGAAAACCCAGGAGAUCAGCCGGCCCAACUCGCCGUCCGAAGGCGAGGGGGAGAGUUCUGACAGCCGCAGCGUCAACGAUGAGGGCAGCAGUGACCCCAAAGACAUCGACCAGGACAAUCGCAGCACGUCCCCCAGCAUCCCCAGCCCCCAGGACAAUGAGAGCGACUCGGACUCCUCUGCGCAGCAGCAGACCCUGCAGGCCCAGCCCCCAGCCUUGCAGGCUCCCCCUGGGGCUGCUCCAGCUCCCUCCACAGCCCCCCCAGGAGCGCCCCAGCUUCCCACCCCGGGGCCCACGCCCUCUGCCGUUCCUCCACAGGGCUCCCCCUCAGCCUCCACAGCCGUCCAGCCAGGCUCCGCCGGGUUCUGCUUCCCAAGUGCAGGAUGGCCACAGGGCAGAGCUCACCUCCCCAGGACACUAGGCAACUGGUCUCCCCCACACCCUCCCUUUCCUCAGCAGAAGGCGUCCAGCUCGGCACAUGAGGGCCGCCUCAGCGACCCCCAGCUCGGUGGUCCCAGCCACAUGCGGCCAUCCUUCGAGCCACCGCCAACCACCAUUGCUGCUGUGCCCCCGUACAUCGGGCCGGACACCCCUGCCCUUCGGACUCUGAGCGAGUACGCCCGGCCCCACGUCAUGUCGCCCACCAACCGCAACCACCCCUUCUACAUGCCCCUCAACCCCACUGACCCGCUGCUGGCCUACCACAUGCCCGGCCUCUACAACGUCGACCCCACCAUCCGGGAGCGGGAGCUCCGGGAGCGGGAGAUCCGAGAGCGGGAGAUCCGGGAGCGGGAGCUGCGGGAGAGGAUGAAGCCGGGCUUCGAGGUGAAGCCCCCCGAGCUGGACCCCCUGCACCCAGCCACCAACCCCAUGGAGCACUUCGCCCGGCACAGCGCCCUCACCAUUCCCCCCACUGCGGGCCCCCACCCUUUUGCUUCGUUCCACCCGGGCCUGAACCCCUUGGAGAGGGAGAGACUGGCCCUGGCGGGCCCCCAGCUGCGGCCCGAGAUGAGCUACCCCGAUAGACUGGCAGCCGAGCGGAUUCACGCUGAGCGGAUGGCAUCGCUGACCAGCGACCCUCUGGCCCGACUGCAGAUGUUCAACGUGACUCCACACCAUCACCAGCACUCACACAUCCACUCACACCUCCACCUCCACCAGCAGGACCCCCUCCACCAAGGUUCAGCAGGCCCCGUGCACCCGCUGGUGGACCCCCUGACUGCUGGCCCUCACCUGGCUCGCUUUCCCUAUCCCCCUGGCACCCUCCCCAACCCUCUGCUUGGACAGCCCCCCCAUGAGCACGAGAUGCUUCGUCACCCAGUGUUUGGCACCCCCUACCCCCGAGACCUGCCUGGGGCCAUCCCACCCCCCAUGUCAGCGGCCCACCAGCUGCAGGCCAUGCAUGCCCAGUCGGCUGAGCUGCAGAGACUGGCCAUGGAGCAGCAGUGGCUGCACGCACACCCCCACAUGCAUGGCAGCCACCUACCAAGUCAGGAAGAUUAUUACAGUCGACUGAAGAAAGAAGGUGACAAGCAGUUAUAAGUUAUUUAUUGUUAACGCUGGCUGUGGAAGCCCCAGUCUUGGGGGGAUAAACAGGACUUUUUACAUACAAUAGGAGCUGCAAAAGCAAAAGAAUAUCUUCUAAAGAUUUCUUUCUAUAUUUAAAAGCCCACAACUAAAACUGUGUCAGCAUAAUAGUGUGUGUUUGUAGAGAGGAUUCCUUGAGACUGGUUUGGGUCUCCCUGCAUGACAGUCCCCCAGAAACUUAGUGAGUCCUGGACUGGACUGAACAUUCAGAAAACUACCCAGCAAUCUUGGGGUUCGGCUUUCGUCUCCUUCCCUUCCUCGACUUCUCAGUAGGUGCUAGAACCCAGUCACCCCCUCACUGUGCGUGCAGACACACUCGGUCACAUGUGUGCCAAAACCCGCGGGGUUGCAGAUAUAGGUGGCAUAUGAGUUUGGAAUCCAAGAGCUAUAAUUUUUGAAGAAUCUUUUAUUUUACUACAUUGUUGGAAAUCUUCAUAAUUUGAGAAAGUUCUGCAGCACGGCUUUUUACGUCUGUAAAUAAUUUUAGAGCAGCCUUUUUUUUCCUUCCACAAACUACUGUUCCGAUCUAUUUUUUCCAGCCAUGUCACUAAUUGUGAAUUCCUAUCGGCUAUUGACAGAAUACAGAGUUGAUUUUUUAAUAAAAAGUUAUAUAUGAUUAUCCCUUUAAUUAAAGGGGACAGAUGGGCGUUACUAAUUACAAAUGGGCGAAAGCUUGGGCCCGGGUUUGGUCGCAGCAGUGAGCAUCCAGGGUUUUGCAGGGACAAUGUUGCCAGCGGUUUUUGUUUCGCUGCUUUGGUUUUCCACUUCUGUCUGUUCCUGGCUUGUGCGUGGCCAGCGGUGCAGACAUCUGCCAGAUCGGACCUCCUGGCAUUGCACCAGGAGCGCAGGCGUUAAAUGUCCACCGUCCUGUGUCUGCCGGAGAGAAAGCACAUGUUUCUGUGUGUGUGGUUGCAGAUCUCCUGACAGGGUUCUAGGCGCACGUGUUUGAUUGUUCUGUCCGAACUGCCCUUCUCACUCUGACAACCGCAUAACAUUCUCGGAACGAUUCCCUACAAGUAACUCCGCACGUGUGCUGGCCAGAGGCUCUGUUAGCCGUCUGCCCUUUCGUGUGUCCACGCGAUCUCGCCAGGCCGGGCCGUCCUCGCCACAGCCCGGGGCUGCUGUCCGGGUGGGAGAGGCCCCGGAGGUGGCACGGCCGUGGGUGGUAGCCUGUGUGUCUACCAGGAGCCUGGUGACCAUGUCCGACUGGGACACCAGUUGAGUCCCACCCUUCAUCCCGAAGUGGGAACUGGAGUGGCAGCCGCACACGUGGAGGGGAAGGCGGGCUUCCCUGGGAGGUGCCGGCUGGGGGCUCGGCCUUCUGCGUGGCCGAGGGGGAGCCUGGCUGCCUGCACCUGUUCCUGCCAGGCGGGACCUUUUCCUUCCUCGUCCCUCAGAUUCUUGAGGGCUUUUUCUGCCGUGGCAUGUGGUGGCCACGUCCAAGAAUUGUCAGACAAGAGAGCAUGUCUGUGGGCCAGGGGAUGUGAAGUACGUCCAGGACCCGAGCCCCGUGGGUAGGAAGGGAGGCUGGCGCUGGGACCAGACAACCAGGUGUCAGCGCAGGUUCGGGCCUUUCCCAUCCCUGCUCAACCGCCUUUGCUUUCAGUUGGGACAGAUAGAGGAUUGUUUUAUUUGUUGAAAAUGUUUGUAGUUUUUUCUUUAGUUUUCUUUCAUUCCAUUUCUGCCUUAAAUUUAGCUCCUUACAGGGGAGACAAGCUCAAAUGAACCCUUUGUCAUCGGACCUGUGGCUGCGUUGGCAGGGGCAUGCGUUCCUCGGGGGCGGUGGCUGCUCUCUGGCCGCUGCUCUCCUGGGGGCCUGCCCGUCCAUGGCGCCCGCUGCCCCCAGCCUCCCGCCUCUGCCCCACCUUCUCCCGUCCCUCGUUUUACUUCUGGUAGAACACGGCCUGCCGUUCAGUCAGGCCCCUUCAUCUCCUCCCCAGCAUCCAUUUUUCCAAAGAAGAGGGAGGUUAGUGCUUUGAAGUCUGUUGAGAGCUGUGGAAGGCGUGUCUGUCAGGCCCUGGUUCCCCCACAUCCGUGGUGAAGCACUGAGCUCCCUCCAGUCAGGGGCCCUCGCCUGGCCCGCUACCGCGGAGGGGCCCGGCUUUUGCGGGGUCUUUGAAGCCCGGCCCCUUGGUUUCCUUCUGGGUUUUCCUUCCUUUGUUUGAAGUUCGGUUUUCCUUUUCUGUGUUUUGUAUGUAUCUCGUUCCAUGUUGUCAAGGUUGCGCUUCAGGUCUCAUGCAGCGGCCGCAGAGCGAGGUGUGUCCUGGCGUGCCGCGUGUCUGUACCUUGAAGCUAAAUGUACAUAUGAGUAGUUUGCCGUGAGCUAACACAGUGUGAGCAGCGUAGACACCAGAGAUCGUGACUUCUGUGCUCUCUCCAUUCGAGUAUUUUGUAAUUUUUUGGAAAUAUUUGUGGACAUAAAUAAAACCAAGCUACACUACAACA
Molecule: messenger RNA, 5721 nt
Organism: Myotis lucifugus (little brown bat)
Lineage: Eukaryota; Metazoa; Chordata; Mammalia; Chiroptera; Vespertilionidae
Product: arginine-glutamic acid dipeptide repeats protein
Biological process (GO): regulation of DNA-templated transcription
Cellular component (GO): nucleus
Molecular function (GO): transcription corepressor activity; chromatin binding; sequence-specific DNA binding
Source: RefSeq, a predicted model, not a curated record